Molecule: messenger RNA, 1161 nt
Organism: Penicillium canescens
Lineage: Eukaryota; Fungi; Ascomycota; Eurotiomycetes; Eurotiales; Aspergillaceae
Product: Zn(II)2Cys6 transcription factor domain-containing protein
Exons: 2
Coding region: 1-1161 (386 amino acids)
Biological process (GO): regulation of transcription by RNA polymerase II
Molecular function (GO): zinc ion binding; DNA-binding transcription activator activity, RNA polymerase II-specific
Source: RefSeq, a predicted model, not a curated record
AUGCCUCCUCGCCGAGCGCACACCAAGUCCCGCCAGGGUUGUGACCAGUGUAAGCGUCGUCGCGUUAAGUGUGAUGAAAGAGGGCCACCGUGCUCCAAUUGCAUCUCGCGGGAGCUAUCAUGCACAUAUCUGAGAGCGCCGCCUCGAGUCGAAGCUAGCCAGGCCCCAGUCGUGGCCAGUGUACCUAGUGUGGCCAGUGUCCCCAGUCCCCGGCCACUGGGGAUUCCAAGUCCCGCUGCCUCCACUCCUUCGAGCAUUUCUGGGGUGCGAGAUCUAGAGUUAAUGCACAAGUUUUCCACUGAAACAUAUGAAAGCCUGUGCACGUCCAAUUCGGAACACUAUGUGUGGCAAAUCGCCAUUCCUCGCCUGGCUCUUCAGUAUGAUUUUCUGAUGAAUGGACUCUUGGCCCUGGGAGCUCUUCAUAUUGCUACCAGCCUUGAGCCACCAGCGUCUUUGGUGUAUAUCGAUACCGCCCUCCAAUAUCACAAUCUCACCUUUGCUCCAUAUCGCACAGCGGUCGACAACAUCACGCCACUGAACUGCGAGGCUGUGCUGGCGCAGUCUAUCAUCACCACUGUCAUUGGCAUCGCCUUACCUCGGGUUAGUGCUGCACGCGGGGAGAGUGCAAGUAUAACUGAGAACAUCGUCGUGGUGUUUGAGCUCUUGCAAGGCGUGAAAAAGAUCCACCGGAUCGGUGAAUCCUGGAUCAAACUGGAGCUGUUUUCUCGCCGAAGAAAUUUUUGGGAUACAGGGGUGAUUGGACUGGACAGUGAGACACAAGCGGCUCUUGAGCGGCUUGGUACUCUGAACGACGAAACUCUUGCCACCAUCGACCCGGACCAGCAUCAGAUCAACAAAGACGCCAUUUUCUAUCUGCGGCAUUUCUCUACCAGACUUAACACUUCAGUUGAUGCGGCGAAUGUUCUGGCUUGGCUAGCCAUGGUCGAUAAGGAGUUUGUGGACAAUGUGCGACGGCGUCAGCCUCUGGCACUGUUGAUUCUCAUGCAUUGGGGAGUUCUACUUGGGGAGCUUGAUGGUCAGCAUUGGUGGGCUCGUGGCUCGGGUCGAGUGUUGGUUCGUGAACUAUUGGAUGCAUUGCGCCCCGGAGACCCCCAAUGGGCGGACGCUGUUGCUUGGCCCCAGAAAAAAAUGGCGCUGUGA